Cebus imitator (Panamanian white-faced capuchin) is the source of this 672-nucleotide messenger RNA. RefSeq names its product 60S ribosomal protein L39-like. The record is from RefSeq and is a predicted model, not a curated record. Gene Ontology annotation, cellular component: ribosome; cytosolic large ribosomal subunit. The coding region runs from base 295 to 474 and encodes 59 amino acids. Gene Ontology annotation, molecular function: structural constituent of ribosome. Gene Ontology annotation, biological process: translation. The transcript has a single exon. Lineage: Eukaryota; Metazoa; Chordata; Mammalia; Primates; Cebidae.
CUCUUGACCUCGUGAUCCAUCCGCCUCGGCCUCCCAAAGUGCUGAGAUUACAGGCGUGAGCCACCGCGCCCGGCCGGAGUGUAACCUCUUGAGUAAGAUUUUAUUCCAAAUUGGGUAAUAUGACAUUCCUCUGCCUUACUGUUCAACGUUGGCCCUCCUAAAGUACUUCCAGUGAGAUUAUCCCCGUUCCCCAAUUCUUUCCUUUUUUAGAGCGUCUGUGAGGAGAAUUGAGAGACAGGGUAUACUCUUAGAAAGGCCAAAUGACCCCUCUCUUCAUUUCUCUGCCAUCGUGGUAUGUGCUUUACUCCAUUUCUUGCCAUGUCUUCUCACAGGACUUUCAGGAUUAAGCGAUUCCUGGCCAAGAAACAAAAACAAAAUCAUUCCAUUCCCCAGUGGAUUCGGAUGAAAACUGGUAAUAAAAUCAGGUACAAUUCCAAAAGGAGACAUUGGAGAAGAACCAAGCUGGGUUUAUAAGAAAUGACACAUGAGAUGGCACACAUAUUUAUGCUGUCUGAAGGUCACAAUCAUGUUACCAAAUCAAGCUGAAAAUGUCACCCCUAUCUGGAGAAUUUUGAACAGAGUUUCCUCUCUCGAUCUGUUAUAAACGUGUUGGUUGGCUGGGUUCGGUAAUAAAUAUGUGAGACCUUUAAUUUCAAAAAAAAAAAAAAAAAA